Pygoscelis adeliae (Adelie penguin) is the source of this 1316-nucleotide messenger RNA. It is a transcript of the gene UCK2, whose product is annotated as uridine-cytidine kinase 2. The record is from RefSeq and is a predicted model, not a curated record. Lineage: Eukaryota; Metazoa; Chordata; Aves; Sphenisciformes; Spheniscidae. Gene Ontology annotation, molecular function: kinase activity; ATP binding. Gene Ontology annotation, cellular component: cytosol; cytoplasm.
GGGACGGAGGAGAGGGAGGCAGGGAGCAAGCUUGGUGCUGCUUUCGUACUGAAGGGCCCCAUGGUGAUGCCCCUGGAGCACUUUCCCCUCGCAGCUUUGGGCUGUGCCUUUGAGGGGACCACGAAGUCUCGGCUGGGAGUCCACCAGGCAGUGCCCCAUGCACCCAGGAAUGGCUGUUACCUGAGGACAUCCUCCCUGCGUGGCUCAGACACCACUGCCGCUGACUUGCCUCCUUUGCUGUUCCUUUCCCAGUCCUCAGUAUGCUCCAAGAUUGUCCAGCUGCUGGGCCAGAACGAGGUGGACUACCGCCAGAAGCAGGUGGUGAUUGUGAGCCAAGACAGCUUCUACCGGGUCCUCACCUCAGAGCAGAAAUCCAAAGCGCUCAAAGGCCAGUUCAAUUUUGACCACCCAGAUGCCUUUGACAACGAGCUGAUCGUGAAAACGCUCAAAGAGAUCACGGAAGGGAAGACGGUCCAGAUUCCUGUCUAUGACUUUGUCUCCCACUCCAGGAAAGAGGAGACGGUGACUGUCUACCCUGCCGACGUGGUGCUCUUCGAAGGCAUCCUGGCCUUCUACAGCCAGGAGGUGCGGGAUCUCUUCCGCAUGAAGCUCUUCGUGGACACGGAUGCAGAUACUCGUCUGUCCCGCAGAGUGCUACGAGACAUCAGUGAGCGAGGCAGGGACCUCGAGCAGAUCUUAUCUCAAUACAUCACCUUCGUCAAGCCUGCCUUUGAGGAGUUCUGUUUGCCAACCAAGAAGUAUGCUGACGUGAUCAUUCCCAGAGGAGCAGAUAAUGAAGUGGCCAUAAACCUGAUAGUGCAGCACAUCCAGGACAUUCUUAAUGGAGGACUCAGCAAACGCCAGAGCAACGGCUACCUGAAUGGCUACACUCCUCCCCGCCAGCGGCAGCCCUCAGAGUCCAGCAGCCGGCCUCACUGACCCCCAGCCGGCAGCCCUGCCCCCGGGCAGCAGGCAUGAGGCUGGGGGCGGAGGGCGCUCGAGCCCUGCCACUGCCCCUCUGUACAUACUGUCUGUUCAUUCCCCCCUUAUCUAUUUAAGAAACCAGACGGAGACGAAUGCCUUUAAUUUUGUAUGUUGGAAAUGCCGAACGAGAAGCAGCCGGCUGCUCGGGAGCCUGGACCACCCACAGCUCCUGGCCUUGCUCAAUAACUCCUCCAGCACGGAACCGGCUAUAAAUCUCUAUAAAUAUAGAAUUGCUCUAUUUUUGUGUAAAUGCAGAAUAACGUAAAAUUACUUGCCAUCAGGUAUUUGCCAGGCUCAGUGUUGCUGGGAGGGGGCUGGGAAGAGGGUCUUGG